Molecule: messenger RNA, 1133 nt
Organism: Hibiscus syriacus
Lineage: Eukaryota; Viridiplantae; Streptophyta; Magnoliopsida; Malvales; Malvaceae
Product: rab escort protein 1-like
Exons: 8
Coding region: 1-894 (297 amino acids)
Biological process (GO): vesicle-mediated transport; small GTPase-mediated signal transduction; protein geranylgeranylation
Cellular component (GO): cytosol; nucleus; cytoplasm
Molecular function (GO): GDP-dissociation inhibitor activity
Source: RefSeq, a predicted model, not a curated record
AUGAAAGUUGAACGACGGCUGAAGCUGUGGUUUCAAAAUGCAUCUGGAGCUAUUUUAUAUCCUAUUUAUGGGCAAGGGGAACUAUCCCAAGCAUUUUACCGUCGUGCUGCUGUCAAAGGCUGCAUUUAUGUAUUGCGUAUGCCAGUUAUUGCAUUGCUUGUAGAUAAGGAUUCCGGGUGUUACAAGGGUGUUAGAUUAGCUUCAGGUCAGGAUAUAUUCAGCCAGAAACUGAUCAUUGAUCCAACCUUUAAGGCUACAUUGCCAUCAGGCUCAUCCCCACCACCUCCACUUCAAGCAAAGCUUCCAUUUUUCAGUCAGAAGCAUGAUAGAGGAAAGAUAGUGAGGGGAAUAUGCAUCACAACGACUUCUUUGAAGCCCGACAUGUCAAACUUUUUGGUUGUAUAUCCUCCAAGAUCAUUGUUUCCUGAGCAGGUUACUUCCAUCAGACUUCUCCAAAUAGCUAGCAAUUUGGCUGUUUGUCCACCGGGCAUGUUUAUGUUAUAUAUCUCAGCAUUAAGUAAUGAUGACAAUCAAGGGAAGAAAUUAAUUCAUGCAGUCAUGAACACCCUUCUUACAGUUCCUCGUAUAAAUUCUGAAAGUAAUGCUGCAGCUCAAAGUGAGACUGCAGAAAGUAGUUCUACAGGUCCAAGUGAUCCCGGAGAAGGAAAACCUACUCUACUUUGGAGUGCGUUGUAUAGUCAGGAGCUCACUUUGGGUCAAGCUGAUUUUAUCUGUUCCACGCCCAUGCCAGAUGGUAAACUGAACUAUGAUGAUCUCAUAGAUGCGGCUGUCAAGUUAUUCAAGGAGAUUUACCCUGAGGAAGAAUUCUUUCCACAGACAUCCUCAGAGAAUCCUGAGGAUGAUGAUGAUGGUGAUAGUUUUCCGGAGACAUAAAGAUUUGCUAUUGAAGUAUCCAUUCUCUAUUUAAGGAAGUAUCAAAUGAUCAGGAUCUUUUUCCCAAAUUUGUUGUUAUGUAAUGAUCUAUUUGAAGUGAUGAAGUAAAAAAGGAAAGGCCUUCGAUAUCGAUACACUUACAGAUAACUAAACCACUGUUGGCCGGUUUCCCUGUGUAUAAACUUUUGUUGUAUCCAUUUUUUACCAGUUGUAUUUUGGCAAGAUCUUUUGUUACUUUU